This is a messenger RNA of Hemibagrus wyckioides, 3821 nucleotides long. It is a transcript of the gene rgl2, whose product is annotated as ral guanine nucleotide dissociation stimulator-like 2. Gene Ontology annotation, molecular function: guanyl-nucleotide exchange factor activity. Gene Ontology annotation, cellular component: plasma membrane. Lineage: Eukaryota; Metazoa; Chordata; Actinopteri; Siluriformes; Bagridae. Gene Ontology annotation, biological process: positive regulation of GTPase activity; Ras protein signal transduction. The record is from RefSeq and is a predicted model, not a curated record. The coding region runs from base 415 to 2577 and encodes 720 amino acids. The transcript is spliced from 19 exons.
AGAGAUAGAGAGAGUCAGGGAAUCCAGUAGCUUUAGGCUCUGUGUGUGUGUGUGUGUGUGUGAGAGAGAGACAGAGUGUAUGUGAGACUGAGAUCCCGGAAGCUUUAGGCUAUGUGUGUGUGUGUGUGUCUGAGAGAGAGAAAGAGACAAAGAGAAAGGUGAAGCGAGACAGUGAGUGUGUGAAGUUGAUAUUCCGGUAGCUUUAGGCUCUGUGUGUGUGUGUGUGUUAUGGGUGUGCCCUCAUGACGUGAACAAAGUGGGUUGUCUUAGCUACAAGCUCAGGUGUGUUUGUACAGCUCCACGUUGUAGCCUGUGUGUGUGUGGGUGUGUGUGUGUGUGAAGAAAAGACGGACAAUGAACUCCCAGCAGAGAGAAAAGUCUAGAUAAAAAGAAUAAGCUCGGUUUGUUCAGCUGAUGCGAGGCUCGGGAGGAGGCGGUGUUGUUUGUGUCUCAGGCUGCACAGGAUUUCCAGGAAGUUGGCAGAUCUUCACCCGUCUCUGCUUACCUCCAGUUGAAGCCAUGAAAACCACUUGGUACUGUCCACUGGACCUGUCCACUGUUACUGAGAAGGAGGAGGACGGCAUCAUGUACACGGUGGUCGUGAAGCCAAACCCCAGUGACCCCACUGCACAGUCAUCAUGUCAGCGCUCGCAGUGUGUAAAAGCCGGGACAGAGGAGAAGCUGGUCCUUCACCUCCUCCACUCCUUCUCCAUGGAGGACAUGUCCUUCAUCUCCAUCUUCCUCUCCACCUACCGCUCCUUCACCACCACUCAGAGGGUGCUGGACAUUUUGAUGGACAGGUUGGGAAAUCCUCCAGGAGACAGUGGCAGUCCCACACGUCAGACCUUCAACAAAGCCGUGUGCACCGUGUUCAGCACGUGGUUGAGUGAAUACCCGGAGGAUUUCCACGCUCUGGGUGAUCCCUCACGCCUGCUCCGCCUCGCACCGCUGAUACCAGACCAGACGGGGUCUGAGAUCAAAGGUCGUCUGCUGAAGAUCGCCGAGGAGCUCAGCGACAAAUCCCUGAUUCCUCAAUCUACUUCAGAUUCCACCUCAAACACUUUUCUCCCGAAUCCGUCGCCUGACCCGGGACAUUUCGAGGCCACCAACAUCCUGGCUUUUCCCUCCAGCGUCAUAGCUGAGCAGCUGACCAAGAUCGAGACGGAGCUGUUUCUGAAGCUGGUGCCGUACCACUGUCUGGGCUCGCUGUGGUCUCAGAGAGAUAAGAAGGGCCGCGAGGGCGUGUGCUGGUCAGUCCGAGCCACGGUGCGUCAGUUCAAUCGCCUGGCCAACGCCGUCACAGCCUCGUGCCUGUGGCAGACGGAGCUGAAGACCCAGCAGAGGACACGGCUUCUGGAGAAGUGGAUCAGCGUAGCCGAGGCAUGCAGAAUCAGGAAGAACUUCUCGUCCUUGUACGCCAUCGUGUCGGCGCUGCAGAGUAACCCCAUCCACAGACUGAGGAGGACGUGGCAGGAGACGGACCGGGAGGCGAUGAAGCGCUAUGAGGAACUGGCCUCCAUCUUCUCCGAGAAAGACAAUUACUCGCAGAGCCGAGAGCUGCUCAAAGAAGAAGGAACGUCCAAAUCUGCUAACGUAGACACUAGACUCAACAACAGAAGACACACGUCCAGCGCUCAGGGCACCGUGCCGUACCUGGGCAUCUUCCUGACCGACCUCACCAUGCUGGACGCCGCAGUCAAAGACAGACUAGAGAAUGGCUACAUCAACUUCGAUAAACGGCGCAGAGAAUUCGAGGUCCUCGCCAAAAUCCGUCUCCUCCAGUCGUCGUGCAGAAACAGCGCUUUCCGUCCGGACGAGUCGUUCAUACACUGGUACCACAGCGUCCCCACGCUGACCGAGGAGGAAAGCUACAGACUGUCCAAUCAGAUCGAGCCUCAGGGGGAACCGAGUCCCGGACGUCUAACACAUCCUACUGUGGUCAUCACCGAGUGUCCUGACGCUCUCUCUGCUGUGACAAGCUCAGGCAUGGAUGCUGAUGGAAUAUUUGAUUUUCCUUCUCCUGUCAAUCACCUGCUGUCCAGACUCGCUAAGCACAUGAAAUCCCCUUCCGUUUCCUGUCUGGAUGUCGAAUCUUCCCCUGCACCCAAUGACCCCACCCCCACUGCCGUGACCACACCCAAUAACACCUCCAAAACCCAUCGGCGCUCCGUCUCGUGUGGCAACGAUCCGUCCAAUCACGCGCCGGGGGCAGGACCAGACAUGCGAAUCGUCAAGAUACGGAUGGAUAUACAGGAUGGGAAUUUGUAUCGAAGCAUUCUGGUUAGCAGCAAUGACAAAAGUCCCACUGUGAUCAGUUCAGCGUUAGAGAAACACAACCAAGACCCGCGAGAGGCCUCCAAAUAUGAGCUCAUCCAACUGCUUCCUGAAGGAAAAGAGCUGACAAUACCUGCCACAGGAAACGUGUUCUACGCCAUGAGCUCGUCUAGCGUGGACUUCCUGUUGAGGAGACGAGGAGGAAACACGCCGCUGGGAUCUCCAUCACUGAACAAUGACACCAGCGCGACUUUUCCACGUAUCAAGGCCAAGGGGCGGCGCCUGGUCCGAACACUCUUUUAACACGUUUUUCAGGUUUUUUUUAGUAGAGACAAACAUGCAGAGUAACAAGCAGCACGCAGUAAUGUCCCGGAGAGACACGAGCUAUACCAUCUCUCAGCGAGUCCCUGAAGCGAGGGAACCCCAAACUCUUUAACUGUAAUGGACGUCUAAGGGCAGAUGUUGAACUUUAACUAAAAACACAUCAAUUGUGAGAGAAAGGGGUGCAUUUUGAGGCGUUAGCUACCUGCUUUUAAGGUAGCCUACACAGACAUAUUCUUAGCAUAUUGAACCUCGCGACACUUCAAAACAUCCGCCCUGAAGUGAUAGCGAGUAAAUAAGAGGGAGGGAAAUUUUGGUGCUCACACUUCCACUCGACUUCCACUACAGCGUGUAGCUAUGAGCUUAAACUCCUCAGACUUUAAUGAGUAUAAAGUGCAGAUCGAAAUGAAUCAGCGGCUUCGGCUAAAUGCUGCGCUGGUUUUUUUUUUUUUUUCUUUCCAGAAGUUCAACUAAGACAGCGGAGAGAGCGAUGCCAAUGCCACGUCGCCGACGUUAUGCCGGUUCUACCUCGAACGGAGUGAAACCCUUAUUAGCUUCAGCUAACCCAUGAGAACACUGCGACGAUAAACGACUACUGAACCACGACUGCGACCGCACCGAGCGACGUGUAGCACUUAAGGGUACUAACACACGUUAACGUCCUGCAAAACACUCACUGCCACUUUUUCUAACCAAGUAUGCAAACACGAGGUUCUGACUAAAGCUCGUGUCUCUGCUCGGGGGUUGUUUAUUUUUUAGUCGAUGUUUGAAUACCCACAACACUGUCCACUUAAACCACCUGGUGUCCAGGCAGCGACGAAGCUCUGGAUGGUUUUAUUACAGAUGUGUGAGAAAUGCAACACUAAGUAAAGACAUGGCUAUAUUCCCAUGUUUAUUCUGAUCCUCUCUAAGUCCCGAUGCGUCUCUGGUGUUCUGAUGAACCCUGCGCCGCUCGCCCGCUCCCGAUGCUCUUGAAGUUUCACGUGAACCGAAGCACCGGAAGGAGCCGGCGGUUCGGCGCGCAGGGAAGAGGGAAGGAGCCGUGUCUGGGUGUUUGUUUGUUUUGUGGUGAAGUGCCUUGUUAUCAGGUGCUCAUGCUUCUGCCUUGUUGCUCAGGAUAAGCUCAUGUUGUACAUUCACCUCUGUAUAGAUAAUAAAAAAAGCUGGGUUUAUGCAAAUGUACAUCACUUAUUCUUCUACGCAAUAAAUUUGCAUUUUGAUACACA